Molecule: messenger RNA, 2494 nt
Organism: Phacochoerus africanus (Common warthog)
Lineage: Eukaryota; Metazoa; Chordata; Mammalia; Artiodactyla; Suidae
Gene: NPFF
Product: neuropeptide FF-amide peptide precursor
Exons: 2
Coding region: 2067-2408 (113 amino acids)
Biological process (GO): excitatory postsynaptic potential
Cellular component (GO): dendrite; axon terminus; perikaryon
Molecular function (GO): neuropeptide hormone activity; G protein-coupled receptor binding
Source: RefSeq, a predicted model, not a curated record
UUCUGGAACCUGCAUCUUCAUGGAUGCUAGUCAGACUCAUUUCCACUGAGCCACUAUGGGAACUCCAUGGUACUCCCUUUUAAAAAGCGGAGAAACUACAAGAUGUCAUGAUGAUGAACAUCGGAUUCUGCGUGUGGGACCAUCCGUGAGACAAAGCUUACAGAAAGCCUUGCCCUAGCUUAGCCUGCAUUGAUAGAAAUGAGUGUCUAGACCAUCCAGGUCAAAACCCGCUCUUGUCUCCCUAUCCAAAGUAUAAGUUAGUUUCUAGACAUCUUGCUUUAAAGGAGGGAUGCUCCUCCUUGAGCAAAAAAAAAAAAAAAAAAAAGACUCGAGGGUGGAAGAAUGAAAUCUGUCUUCAAACAUGGAAAAGGCUGAUACCCAUGAAAGAUGAGAGAUGUGCUGUGAGAAUGGGGCAAACGAAGACCCCUGGUGGAGGCCACAGGGAGGUGAAAGCCAGGAUAAGUCCUCCAUGCAAGGAUAAGUGUGUCCGAAGACUCAGGAGAUGGUAAGUUCCCUGGGACUCAGGUGUGCAGGGAUAAUCACAGCUAAUGUUGUGAGGAUGCCUGCUCUACGCCAGAUCCUGUGCCAAAUGGGUUAUCAAAAGUGUCAAAUAAUGCUCACCUUAGGAAGUAGUUCUUUUUAACAUCACCAGGUUUUAGGUAAAACUUUAGAGAGCUAAGCAUCCUGCCCAAGGCUAAUGCACAGGCCCUUUAUAAAGCCAUGGCAUCUCUCCAGCGUAGGCUAGAGAACGACAGUGGUGGCGGUGCUGAGGAAGGGACUCUAGGAUCAGAGGGAAACUGUACCUGCUGACUCUGAAAGAACCUUUCCUGAGAAGCGGUGCCUGAUUUUUUUUUCCUAAGAUGGGAUUCUGGGCACCAGCCCCAGUAGGCCAGAGCCAGAGCUAUGCAGAUGCUGGAAUGACUGGAGGAAGGUGGGCAAAUAAUCCAGCCCCAGUAUCCUGCCCCUGCAUUUCUGGGACCGGACCGUGGAGUCCGGACCUCAGAACCUCCAUCCUCUUUCCCCUUCAAAGAUCUAUCUCUAUGUGAGAAAAAGGAAAUGGCCCGGCCAGCAGUGCAGAGCUGUGACCACAGGGUGGCAGCAGUGCCUCAGCUGCCGAGGACCGCUCCGUUGGCUGGAGGGAGGCAGGUCCUGAGCAGUGCUGUGAGGAUGGGGUCUGUCUGUCUACCAACAUUUGAAGCCAUCUCCACUUUCUAGGGACUGUGAAGACUUUGUCUUCUUUGUAUCUCACUCUUCUAUCCACAGGAAAAUCUGUGAGUGGUGAUGCCAUUUUUAACACCCCCAAGAGGCAGGUACAAUGGCCCUCAAUGGGCUGGGGGGCCCUUCCUGCAGCCCUGGUCAGGGGAGGUUUCAGGUUAGGUCAUCCUGGCCAACUCAGACCCUGGCUCUUCCCUUUUCUCGUCCCAGGAAUAAUGCUUAGCCUGACAGGACUUUCUCUUUGCUUUUGUUCUACAAGUUAGGAAAGAGGAAGUGAUCCAUCAGAGCUCCCCAACCUGUUGAGGGAUUGGGAGUUCUUGAAGGCCCCCCAGGGCCUGGCUCUGACAAAGUGUCUGCAAUUAAUGAUGCUUCUUGAGCUCUGGAGACAGGAUUUAUGCAUCUAAUAAAGUCUAUAACUCCAGGCUUAGGGUCUAGUGCUGGAGGCUGAGAGCAGGAAGUCUCAGGGGGACCAUGGGAGGGGGGUCCCGGGCAGCUCUUAAUGUUGCUGUGCAUUUCCACUGCCUGCGCUAGAUUCCCCCUCGGGCUGCCAUGGGCGGGUGAGGAACAAGGGGACAGCAGGUAUAAGAGGCUGGUGUGGCCACAGGAAAGCAGAUGGCAGCAUGGACUCCAGGCGGGCAGCAGUGCUACUGUUGCUGCUGCUGUUAGUAACAGACUGGGGCCACGCGGAAGGACCAGGGCGCUGUGGCGAAGGAGACCAGGUCUUCUGGGUAAGUUAGCAUGCCCAUCCCAUUGCCACCAUUUUCGUCUACCUCUGCUUGAGACUCGAAUUCUAGGUUCAAAUACGCUCUGGCGGCCAGGGUCAUUGGGUCCGCACGUCUCACAACGUGACUAUGCUCAGGCUCAGCUUGCCCUGGAAACCACUCCCUUUCCCUCGUGACCUAAAUGCCCACGGCCUCUGCCCACUCUCCUUCGUGGAUGCCCUCCCGCCACAGGAGGAAGACAGUGGAGCCCUCCCACCGCAGGAUGCCCAGACCCCAGGGUCACUCUUGCGCUCCCUGCUCCAGGCCAUGCAGCGACCUGGCCGGAGUCCAGCCUUCCUGUUUCAGCCCCAAAGGUUUGGCAGAAACACCCGGGGCUCCUGGAGCAACGAACGGCUGAGUCCCCGAGCCGGAGGGGCACUGAGCUCCCCAUUCUGGAGCCUGGCUGCCCCUCAGCGCUUUGGGAAGAAGUGACAUGUCAUCCUUUGAUGGUUGCAUGCAAGGUUCACACCCCAAAAGUGCCCUGUGUCCCCCCAAAAUAAAGCUGACUGGCCUCUGAA